Messenger RNA from Suillus plorans, 1159 nucleotides. Its product is annotated as yeats family protein. Gene Ontology annotation, cellular component: NuA4 histone acetyltransferase complex; Swr1 complex. Gene Ontology annotation, biological process: regulation of transcription by RNA polymerase II; chromatin remodeling. Gene Ontology annotation, molecular function: histone binding. The coding region runs from base 35 to 838 and encodes 267 amino acids. The record is from RefSeq and is a predicted model, not a curated record. The transcript has 5 exons. NCBI's taxonomy places the organism in Eukaryota, Fungi, Basidiomycota, Agaricomycetes, Boletales, Suillaceae.
UAUUUGCCGAGCUCUCCCGAACCCCUCCUCGAUCAUGGCUGAUCGCGUCCGCGUCCGAGGUGUCACAAUACACAGACCCGUAAUAUAUGGAAACAUUGCGACAGUCCUUACUCCUGCUGAGAGGGAGACAUCUCACUAUCCAGACCACACUCAUCGGUGGACAGUCGCAGUUCGUAGCGCCCCGAGCGUCCCAGACUCUGAUAUUGUCGGCGGUGCAGAUGACUUGGGGUACUUCAUCAAACGAGUCACGUUCAAAUUGCACGAUACAUAUCCGAAUCCGACCAGAAACAUCGAUAAACCUCCAUUUGAGGUGUCAGAAACUGGUUGGGGGGAGUUUGAGAUUCAAAUCCGCAUCACAUAUGUAGCAGAGUCUGGCGAGAAAGCCACCACGCUAUACCACCACCUGAAGUUGCAUCCUUGGUCGAUUACCUUCCCUAUGCCAAAUGCAUCUGCAGUUCCUGUAGAGCCUGAAAUUCCGUCUCCCGAGAACGCUGCCAAGCUCGGGCCUGUGCAUAGCUGGCAAUACGACGAGAUUGUCUUUACAGACCCAUUCCAAAAUUUCCUCAAUCUUCUAACUGCACAUCCACCAACGCCGCUACCGAAAGCAAGUGUAAACAAGAAGCCCGUUCCUUUUCACUCGUCUAACCCCGCGUCAUUGGAGGCGAGUUUAAAGGGUGGUGUGCCGGAGUUCACCAGUGCCAUGGAGAAAGAGGAGGCAGAUAGAAUGGAAGAAGCGAAGGGCAAGAUUAUCAAAGAGCAGGAGAAAUGGCGAGCCAUCUUGAUAGAAAAAGAAAAGGACCUCGAAAGGCUUCAGAAGUUACUUGCAUCAAAGGAGUGAUUUUGCCAGACGUUGGUCUCUCUAGGAUAUCUGUAAGCAUGCGAAAAGCAACGGACAUCAAAACAAGUGUGCUCGGGCGUCCCUUUGAGACUACAGCAAUAUCCUCGGUCGGGGAUUGAGUCUACGACAUACCAGACCUACGACCCUCUCGUGGAGAUUAGCCGAAGGCAACCCGAGAUCGUACCACAGCAGUACCACAGCAACUGACUUGCGAUGUGAUCUCUAGAUGUCGCUCCUUCUGUACAGUACCACAUGCUAUUACCUUCGCAAACGCCGAGAACAUGACAUGUACUAGCUAGCUGAAUGUCGCUAACCAAGAUG